GAAAAAUAUGUGCCAGGCCGAGGGGCGGGAGGAAGAUCAGGCCGCCUGUCCUGACUUAGAGGGGCGGCCCACUACGGCAGCCAGCACCGGACGGAGGACAAGAGCAGGCGGGCUGCGGGGCUGCUGCAGGCGGGACCGGGGUGCUCUAGCGCGCUGCUCGUCGCUCUCCCCACGACUCCCGCACCGAAGCUCUCUGGCCAAGAGCGCUUUGGACCCACGGCCGCCAUGACGGGCAGCGGUAAGAACCAUGGCUGGUGUGAGACUUCGGGGACUAACAUCUUCCAAACUCUAUCAACGCCGACAAGAGCGCCUGAGUGGCAUAAUGUCACUAUUGAAUGAUGAGAAAGAGAGGGCAGCUGGGAUAUUGGGUAAUAUGUCAGAUGCCCUUGCAAAUGCUGUAUGUGAACGCUGUCGAGCCCGUUUUGAUCCAGCUGAACGUAUUGUAAACAGCAAUGGAGAACUGUAUCAUGAAAACUGCUUUGUCUGUGCUCAGUGCUUUCGCCAGUUUCCAGAUGGCCUCUUCUAUGAUUUUGAAGGGAGAAAAUAUUGUGAGCAUGACUUCCAGAUGCUAUUUGCACCAUGCUGUGGGGAAUGUGGUGAAUUCAUCAUUGGCCGAGUUAUCAAAGCAAUGAAUAACAAUUGGCAUCCCGAAUGUUUUCGUUGUGAACUCUGUGAUGUAGUUCUUGCUGAUUUGGGUUUUGUGAAGAACGCUGGCAGACAUCUCUGUCGGCCUUGCCACAAUCGUGAGAAAGCCAAAGGCUUGGGCAAAUAUAUUUGCCAGAAAUGUCACUUGAUAAUUGAUGAACAGCCUCUUAUGUUCAGGAACGACUCCUACCAUCCAGAUCAUUUCAGCUGCACCCACUGUGGGAAGGAAUUGACCGCUGAUGCCAGGGAGCUGAAAGGAGAGCUCUACUGCCUGCCAUGCCAUGAUAAGAUGGGCAUUCCAAUCUGUGGGGCUUGUCGGCGGCCUAUUGAGGGUCGAGUGGUCAAUGCUCUAGGAAAACAAUGGCACGUUGAGCACUUUGUUUGUGCCAAAUGUGAGAAGCCAUUCCUGGGACACCGGCAUUAUGAGAAAAAGGGUCUGGCUUACUGUGAGACUCAUUACAAUCAGCUCUUUGGAGACGUCUGCUACAACUGCAGCCAUGUGAUUGAGGGGGAUGUGGUAUCUGCUCUCAACAAAGCUUGGUGUGUAAACUGCUUUUCCUGUUCUACCUGCAACAUCAAGCUCACCUUGAAGAAUAAGUUUGUGGAAUUUGAUAUGAAGCCAGUGUGCAAGAAAUGCUAUGAGAAAUUCCCUUUGGAGCUGAAGAAAAGGCUGAAGAAGUUGUCUGAGCUGACCUCCAAGAAAACGCAACCCAAAGCUCUGGAUUUGAAUUCUGCUUAAACAGGUCUCUGCCUCCUUCACACUGCACUCUUCUUCCCCAGUGGCAAUCACCCAAGAAUGGUUAAAGGGCCCAAGACACACAGAACCUCACCAGUUGCAUUUUGUAAUCUGAAUGUUUUCUGCGCAGAGUCUGGCCUUUGGGGAAAAACAACUGUGGAGAUAUAUGAAGAUGCACUAUUUUCCUUUUGUUAUAAAUGUGUUUUUUCAUCUUUCAGUAUUAAAAGCCAGAUUUAUACUAUAUAUGUCACAGUGUUCCAUAAAAUGUUAAAGUAAGGGGUAGAAGUGGGAAAUAGGUUUCAUUGUACCCUUUGUGAACAUUAUCUUAAAAUGGUAAGGGACUAAUAAUUAAGUAGUGAGCUAACAAUUUCAAUUAAGCCAUUAUGACAAUAUGAUAAAUUCCACUGGUUUUAUUAGAUGGCUGUCCAUAUCACUGUAAUGGUGACGCUUAAUAUUUCUGCUGCUGAAACAGAUACUAAUGCUUAAGCUAAACUUCCUGCCUACUAUACAUUUUCUCACACUGUAAACUAGAAACAGCAGAAAAUAAGACCUGAAUGGACCAAAAUAAUUUAGCUAGAAACCUCUACUUUUUGAGAUAUGUCGUCACAGGCAAAUAUAGCUAAAACAGAUAAUUUGGUGGGGGGGAGGUGAGGGAGGAGUUCUCAGAAUUUUAAACUGUUUCUUCCUGCUUAAUAAUGGCAUCAAUGAUUAUUCUGUUAGCAACAAGGUUUUCUGAACAUCGUUUGGUGUAAUCCAUUAUGCUAUACUUUACAAUUUAUCUUCAUUUUAUUAUGAUUCUGCUAAUGCCAUUCCAAAUACCUAUACUGUAUGAUAUAGCAAUACUUUGUCCCCUAAUACUUUGGGUUUUCCAUUUUGAACCUAAAUAGUGUGUUCUUGUACUUGGGUUCCUGUGAUCAGAAUAUGAAAUGGAGCAGAAAGAUUAGUGUAGAGUAAGAUGCUUACUUGACAAUCAUUGAUUUCUCUUCAGUAAUCAUAGUAAAUAUGUAUAUUAUCUCCUACUUGGUUUAUUAUUAGCAAUUGUGUUUGGCACAAGAAAGGUCAUUUUUUUUAUCUGAAAUCAUACUUUUCAGUGUAAUGGAAAAGGAAAAAAUGCACAAGGAAUAGCAUAAUUUUUAUAAUUAAGAGCAGAAAGCACAUUCUCAUUGAAUGAAUCACUUUCAUCAAGACCAGGAUUAUCAAAUGAAGGCCCGCAGUCCGCAUCCGACCUGCGAGGUGCUUAAAUCUGGCCCAUAGGGCCAGCUUGAAAAUAUCAAAGGACUGGCCUGUGGCCCAUUUUCAGCCUUCAUGGUCUCUAGCUGCACUCUAGCGGCCGAAAAUGGGCCGCAUGGAGGCCCCAUGAGGCCUGUUUUUGACCUCCAUGGCCUCCAGCAGCACUCUGCCAGCCUAAAAUGGGCGCACGGCCCGUUUGUAGCUGGCAAAGUGAUGCAGGGAGACUGGAUUGGACUGGAUUACAAUUAUGUGGCCUCAGGUAAGUGCCUGAUCUGGAUAGAAAACAAGCAACAUCCUAUGUUAAUACUAGAGUUUAAUGCCAGAUUUUACAUUCCAUUUAAUCUAAACCAACUAUCUUUAAUUGACAGCGAUUUCUAUUUACUAUCCUGGAAAUUUACUUCUGCUCUUAGAUCUUGUAUUAUCAUGUUAUUCAUGCUAUUGUAUUUUUGUUAUUGAAUAAUAAAAAUACAAUAGUAUAAAUAGCUUUUCUGUUUGGAAAAGCAAUUUACUAUUAAACCAUGGGAUAUAAAUUUAGAAAUAAAAAGUUUAAUGGAGUAUGAAGAAUAAUUAAUAAAUGUUUGCCAGUAAUAUCUGGUAGAAGAGAUAGGAAAAUGGUUAUAGUAAAGGACUGUGGAAAGAAAGAAGAGAAAAGAAAAAAAUGCAUCUUGAGUCUGUGUCAAACCCCCACCAUGGCCAUACCUGCCCCCGGCCACCACCCCCAGCCCUCUGAGGUCAAACACAAUCCUGAUGCGGCCCUCAGUGAAAUUGAGUUUGACACCCCUGAUCAAGAACUUCCCAUGUGAUCUAGUAAGAUACUUGAACUCAGAUGUCUGUGAAAUGCCAUAUCCAUUUAAGCAAAGUAAACAAAGCAUUAUGUUUAUGCUGAUUGUCAGCUUGUUAUAAUGUUGGAACAAUCCUUGCAACAUCCUAGAGAGGUAUAUAAAUACUAUGUUCCAUUUUUGUUACAGCAGCAAAACUGACUGAUUACAUUGCUAAAGAAUAGUGCACAGGCAUAAACCAAAAGUCAAAACACAGAACACCUUGGCACUUAGGUAGUUUAUGUAGUUUAUAUAAAUGAUAUAAAUGAUAAAUCAAUUUAUUGUAGUGAAGUUUUCCUUGGAGGUCAUGUUAGAUAAACACUCUUAACCUCUUACUAAAAUACCUUUAAUCACCAUAAAAUAGACCAGAAGACUGAAGUUGAGUGGGUUUUUUUCACCUUGGUGGUGCUAUCACAGCUUUCAGCUAUUCAUAUCGCCAUCAUAACCAGAAGCAAGUCAAAAGACCCUGUUGCAUUAUCCUACCCUGAAGACAUGAAUUAUACCUAUAGAGCCUGAUUCUUACAAAUACUUACUCAGUAACAUACACACAGAUAUAAACAGGUAGGUGCCAUAAUGGGACAUGUUUCCAGCUCAUGUAAUACAAAUAGUUCUCAACUUGCAAGCACAAUUAAGUCUGGAUUGUAACUCAUUGUAGUCUAAGCAAGGCACCUAUGUGAUCACCUCCCUCAACAAUUGUAAUGCAAGCUCUUUCUGUUACAGUCAAUAAGCGACUGCGGGGUGGCCUCAGGGUGUGGAGGCCCUUUGCCCAUCAGCACAUGGAAAUCUGCUACUGGCUGGGAGAUAACAGCUAGCUAGGACCACCACAUUGCAGCCUGUCCAAGAGCCCCAUUUUCAUAGUCAUUCCCGAAGGAUUCUUCUGCAAAUUGUGCAACUUAGAGAAGGGGUCUAAGUUGCGCAUAGUAAGAACAAUAGCAUUUGCUAGCAUUUUCUCCUCUGGAGAGGAAAAUGCUAGUGAAGCUGGAAUUCUGAAAGGCUCCGAGACUCAGUAUUCUGAAACUUUCAGACUAUUAGCAAAGCUGACUUUCUGAAAGGCUUUGAGCCUGAACGUUUGCUAGUACCGUAUUUUUGCCAGAUUUGAGUUCCAUUCUUCCAGGCCGUGGGAGGAAAAGUCCCUCUGUGCACUGGAAGAAUGGACCUCAAAUCCUCCCAUCUGCAACCUUUCUUGCUGGCUUUCUCCACUGACUUUCUGAGGAAGCAGGCAAAGAAGAUUGCAAAUGCCGAUCACAUGAUCACAGGGCACUUGGCAACUGGUCAUGAAAGUAAACAGAUUGCUAAGUGUGCAAAAUGCAGUCAUGUGACAAGGGUGAAAGUGGUGCAAUUUUUUUUUUACAAGUGCUUGUAAAGCAUUUUACAGGCUCCAGAACAUCUUCCAUUGCCACUGUGACUGAAUGGUUAUUAAACAAAUAGUCAUAAGUCAAAGACUAUCUGUGAUAGCUUCUUCACUGAUCUUAAACAUUUAAACAUAACCAAUACAUGACAGAUUUUGCGGUUAAAUGCAAUCAAACAGGUUCAUAUUAUAUUAUUCAAUAUCUUGAAUGUAGAUGCACUAUACUUGCUUGCACUAUAUUGUUGAAGUAAAAUAUUUUUUUCAUAUUUUAUGUGCACUUCCUUCAUCUAAAUUUAUAAAUGAUUCCUGAAGUUAGCAAAUAACUCUAAUACUGAAUGCACAGUUAUUAACCACUGUAACGUACUAAUUAUCCUGUGGUACUGUUGGCAUUGCUAAAUAUUUUGCAAGAAAUAAUCUUCAGUUAAAAGAAAUUGCAGGCAUUCUGCAGGCAUAUAAAAUAUUGUGACUAGCAGCACAACUUUAUAUAUAAUAUAUAGUAUUCAAAAGUAAGUCUCUUAAACAUAACCUCAACUAUUUAGACAACUCUUUAGCAUGGUAAACCACUUCAAUUUGUGAGAUUUGAUGGAGUGUUUUCAUUUGACAUACUAAUUAUCUUUCAAUGUACAGAUAUAAAAUGUUUUACAAAAUGUGCACUCAUUUUAUAAUAGUUUUACUCUGUAUUUUUCUCUAACAAAAAGGUAAUUCCUGCUGGGUUAAAAUAUUGUAAUUACUUUCUAUAGUUAGAAUAAUAAGCACAGCUAUGUAUCCUUUAAAGAUAACAUUAAAACCUGUUUUACAAGUCACAUUCA
Ahaetulla prasina is the source of this 5586-nucleotide messenger RNA. RefSeq names its product LIM zinc finger domain containing 2 (gene LIMS2). Lineage: Eukaryota; Metazoa; Chordata; Lepidosauria; Squamata; Colubridae. The coding region runs from base 248 to 1384 and encodes 378 amino acids. Gene Ontology annotation, cellular component: cytoplasm; cell-cell junction; focal adhesion. Gene Ontology annotation, biological process: positive regulation of integrin-mediated signaling pathway; cell-cell adhesion; cell-cell junction organization. The record is from RefSeq and is a predicted model, not a curated record. The transcript has 11 exons.